Paramecium octaurelia is the source of this 843-nucleotide messenger RNA. Lineage: Eukaryota; Ciliophora; Oligohymenophorea; Peniculida; Parameciidae. The record is from the annotation of a GenBank genome assembly.
AUGAUAAUUCCUCAAAAUGAGUCAUUUCUACUCUCAGGCCUUUAGAACAUUGAAUAUUAGGUUUAGAAUACUGUUAUUAGUUAACUUCAUGUAUGAAAAGUAAUAUAUUUAGAAAUAUCGAUAACUAAGUGUUUUUGAUUCUUUUAUAGAAAAUCCUAGUAUGAAUCACGAUGAUAUUAACCCAAUAAUUAAAAGUAAAUAUCUUAAUUUACGCAAUAAAAUACGUUUUGAAAAUAAAGAAGAUGAACUAGAAUUUGAAGAUAUUAUUAUCAAAUGGAAUUAAAGUCACUAAUAAAAUGUGAGAUUAAAUCAAAUGGUGACGGAAUAUGCAAAUCAAUAAAUUUAGAAUAAUUAAUAUUAAACAGAUUUUCCAGUUUCAAAGAUUCAUAUCCUAGAUUACGAAGAGAACCAACCAAUUUCAUCAUUCUCAUUAUUGACUUCGAAAGAUUAGAUUAUUGAUCAUCAAAUAUUGCAAGAUCUACCAUAAGAGAAAUUCACACAAACAGAUUGUCCUACUGAGAUGGUUGAUAAAUGUUCAUAAACAGAUGUAAGAGAUUUUGAUGAGAAGGAUACUGAAAAUGUAGUUGAGUUUUUUAAUUCUUCAUUCUACCAAGACUUAAAGAAUAAAUAAUUCUUGAUUGAUGCUUAAUUAAUUGUAAGUAUAUUUAUGAUAUUGUUCCUAAGUCAUUGAUAUAAACUGUAUUUUUGAUGCACAAUGAAUAAAAGAUAGAAAUAAAUGAACCAAUUAAAUAAUAAUUAGAAUUCCUGAUGAAGAGAAUCAAUAAGAAAGACUAAAUUAGCUAUAAUACUAUUACCAUUAUAAGGGAUAGUGUGGAUAAAUGA